Setaria italica (foxtail millet) is the source of this 1148-nucleotide messenger RNA. Its product is annotated as pyruvate kinase 1, cytosolic. Gene Ontology annotation, molecular function: potassium ion binding; magnesium ion binding; pyruvate kinase activity. Gene Ontology annotation, cellular component: cytoplasm. Gene Ontology annotation, biological process: glycolytic process. Lineage: Eukaryota; Viridiplantae; Streptophyta; Magnoliopsida; Poales; Poaceae. The record is from RefSeq and is a predicted model, not a curated record.
UUCUGUUGAGUUAUAUGUUUUCUAGAAAAAGGGUUGCAUUUUUAACAUUUAUCAUUACUUCAGUGCAAAUAUGAUGACUGUUUUUCUGGCUCUGCUUCUGACUGAUAGGAUAAGUCUUAGUGGUGUGGUUGGUGGUGCAUGUGGGCACCUUUAUCUUUAUGUAAUAGCUAUCUUAUCUCUAAGCUACCUGCCCUCUAUGGUUGGACAUCUAUAUAUGUACCCAAACUGCUAUGUUAUUGUUAGAGUUAAUAGAAAGAAUUCAGUUUGGGCCAACACUGACUUGCCUUCAUUGAUUUAGUUAUAUUCGUUUGCCACUUUUUACAGGCUGAGAAGGUAUUCCACCAUGAUUUGUCAGCAAGUGAACUGUGAAACAUGUGGGAGAACCCAUGACCCAGUUGGAGUCUAUUGCUUAUCAAAUUCAGCCUUUGUUUAAUCUACAUGGGAAACUCUUUCUGUCUAUUAAUGUUUUAUCACCGUCACAAAUUUGUCAUGAAACACGGAUUUUUUAGUCUAUGGAUUAAGUGCUUUCUAGGUGUGACUGUGCGGGCUGCUAUCAAAGUUAACACAUCUGUGAUCAUUUGCUUCACCACUUCUGGGCGGGCUGCAAGGCUCACCGCUAAGUAUAGGCCCAGCAUGCUUGUUCUUUCUGUUGCCAUUCCUCAUCUAAAGACAAACCAACUGAAGUGGAGUUUCACUGGUGCUUUUGAGGCAAGACAAUCACUCAUUGUUUUCCUGAUGCUUGUUGAUCCACGGCAUCCAGCUGAGUCUACCAGCGCUGCAAAUGAGUCAGUUCUGAAGGUUUAUCUUGACCACGGCAAAGCCUCUGGUGUGAUGAAUUUCCAUGAUUGUGUCGUUGUUCGGCAGAUAGCAGGAGAGUCAUUGGUUGUGAAGAUCUUGAGCUGGAUGACUGGACACGUCUACUAGGGCAUUGUUUUGCCGAUUUUUGUCUAGGGUGAAACUUAGUGGCCUUUGCAAAAUAAGGAGUUUUUCCUAUGAUGCCAUCCCAGGAUUUUGCUUAGCAAUGUAAAACUCCUACGAUGUAUGUUGAAGUUUUCAAAUUAUACAACAUUACAACCUAAAUGUGCUCCAUCAAACUGUAGAUCCCUUGCUAUUGUUUGACCAGAGCCUGUUUUUCAUUCAUCUAUUCA